AGUUAAUGUCACACAAUCAGCUGAUUUAUUUAUUGUUUUGGUUUUACUAAUUGCUACCUAUAUUCGGGUUAAUCAUUGUUUUACAUGUUUAAUUUAAAUGAGUAGCGACUCCGAAGAGUUGGAAAUAAAGAUAGAAUACAAUGAGUCUUUCGAACGGGACCCCUUAAGCGACAGAUGUUUUAAAAAUGCAAAACUAAAUUUACAAAUAGUAAACUCUGAAGACAAUAUUUCAAUAUCCAGUGUAGAAGAGAAAAAUGAAUUACUUACCGGGGAAAAGACAAACAGUCAUUGUAAAGUCAAGUGUGAAUCUUAUAGUCAUGAAACAUCAAAAAACGCUGCUACCUGGUACAAAAAUAUUGAUGAAUUUGGCAGAUACUUGUGCAGAUUUUGCGAGCUGUCAUACUCCACCGUUCAAACACUACGACAUCAUACUAAAAUUAAACAUGCCAAAGAUGCUGAAAACUUAAAAAAUAUAAUAGCAAAUAACAAGAGGAACAGUAAAAUAAAAUGUCACAUCUGUAAAAAGAGAUUUCAGUCAUUAAAUAACUUGGAAGAUCAUGUUAAAGACCAUGAUAUAAAGGAUUUAGAGUCAUCAUGCCAGUUCUGCAAAGCGAUGUUCGACGAUAAGCAUCAAAUGUUACAACAUUUACUAUACAAACAUAAUAUUCCAAAUACUAAGUUCUACUCCUGUGACACGUGCGGCUAUAGGACUUUAAAACUAUCACAUUUCAAGCAACACAAAAGUACGCACUCAGUUGAGAAAAGCAUAAAAUGUGGCCACUGUGAUUACGCAACAAAUUAUUUACCAAAUUUGAAAAUCCAUGAAAGAUUACAUAGAAAUGAUAAACCGUAUGUUUGCGAGUUCACUGGUUGCGUUUACAGUUGUUCAGCAAAAUCAGCAUUGAGGAGUCAUCAAUUAAAACAUAAUCCUGAGAAACACAUGCUGUAUUGUGAUAAAUGUAGCUACAAGACAGUGUAUAAACAAUCAUUGAAGAAACAUACAGAUAGUCAUGUAAGAAACAGUGUUAGAAUGAAAUUAUAGGAAGGAAUAUCUCCUAUGUACAAAAAUAUAAUUAUUUUUAUAUACUA
Messenger RNA from Galleria mellonella (greater wax moth), 1089 nucleotides. Its product is annotated as zinc finger protein 782-like. Gene Ontology annotation, biological process: regulation of gene expression. NCBI's taxonomy places the organism in Eukaryota, Metazoa, Arthropoda, Insecta, Lepidoptera, Pyralidae. The record is from RefSeq and is a predicted model, not a curated record. Gene Ontology annotation, cellular component: nucleus. The transcript has 3 exons. Bases 98 to 1042 code for a protein of 314 amino acids.